Aegilops tauschii subsp. strangulata is the source of this 1499-nucleotide messenger RNA. Its product is annotated as transcription factor WRKY19-like. The record is from RefSeq and is a predicted model, not a curated record. Gene Ontology annotation, cellular component: nucleus. Gene Ontology annotation, molecular function: transcription cis-regulatory region binding; DNA-binding transcription factor activity. Gene Ontology annotation, biological process: regulation of DNA-templated transcription. NCBI's taxonomy places the organism in Eukaryota, Viridiplantae, Streptophyta, Magnoliopsida, Poales, Poaceae.
AGAGAGUAGUAUGGUCGGAGCGCAGAGCGUACACACACUGUACGUUGAUGUAUCGGAGCAGUGUCCAUUGCCCAUGGGCCACAGGCGAGCAGAGUGGUACACUUUUGGUCUUCACUCUCGAUUCGAAGUCUCCAACUUUUCUCCGGUCUUCAGUCAACCCGACGUCCGAACCUCGCUUGCAGAUCAAUGAUUCCCCGGCCAUGAACAGUGCUUACUGCUUGCUUACCACUGAUCCGGCACGAUAAAAGAGUCCCUCCUCCCCUCCCCGUCGCUACCAAGCUCAUCAUCACAUCUCGUGAGACGCUUGCCACUGAUCGGGUAGCUAAGUGUGUGCUGAAACUGAGCGGAGGGCCGGGCAUGAAGGACGCGAUGGCGACGCUGGCGACGGAGCUCGACGGGCUGCUCGCCAUGGCGAGGGAGCUGGAGGCGCGCGUCGACGGCGACCAGGGCGCGCCCGGCGCCGCGAGGGAGCUCUGCGCCGCGCUGGCCGCGUCCGUCGACCGGGCCGUGCGCCUUGCCGGCCGUGACGGCAAUGCCGGCGGCAGGGCGAGCGUGAACGGCCAGCUUAGGAGCAGGAAGGCGGCGGCGGCGAAGGUGCGCACGCAGGUCCGGGUGGCCUCGAUGCAGGACCUCGGGCCGCUCGACGACGGGCUGAGCUGGCGGAAGUACGGCCAGAAGGACAUCCUCGGCGCCACGUACCCCAGAUCCUACUUCCGGUGCACGCACCGGCACACGCAGGGCUGCGCCGCCACCAAGCAGGUGCAGCGCGCGACGGCCGACCCGCUGCUCUUCGACGUCGUGUACCUCGGCGCGCACACCUGCGCCCAGGCCGCGGUCCUGGCCGGCGCGGAGCAGCAGCUGCCGCCGCCUGCUGCAUUCGGCCAGGAGCAGCAGAGCCCGCCGGAAGGGGUUCAGUGGCCGGCAGAGCCCGUGACUCCGUUUUCCUUCCCCUCCUCGCCGGCGAGCUCCUGGUGCCAGCUUACCGGGAGCUACGGCUACGCGGCUGCGGGUGGCGGCCUCGGAGUUGACAUGGAGCUCGAAGGCCAACUCGACGAGCUGUUCUUGGACCUGUCAGGGUAUUUUUAACCGGACGUUCGGAACCUGUCAAGGGACGUAGUGCAAGAAUGAGAAGCUCCGGCCCGAGGCGGCACCGGACUGGACAACACCCUAGCCCGAACUCAGCCAUCACUUCGUUGCACUCUUCUUUUCACCAUGGUACUUAAAACUCCAUUAUUACGAUGGUCCUGUAGAACUGUAGAAGCACUCGCCACGAGCGCCAUUGCAUCAGCAGGUAAACACUGCUCCUCCGGCGAAAGCAGCCGUCGUUCAUGUCGCCUUAGAGCAUCUACAAUCGGUCUGGCCAAAUCUAGACCACUGUACGUCCGCGAAAAAGUUUGCGUUCAUAACUGUGUCUCUCAAACUAAAUCCUCAAAUUCAUACUUGUUCAUGCGAUGCUAAACUUACACACAGUUAAACGCGCACAUGUCAUCAAACUAUCG